AUGGAAGUAGCAAAGAAAAAAGAAACGAAAACAGAAAAAGAAGAAAAAAAACAGCCUGAAUCCAAAAAAUUGAAUUACACAUUAUGUAUUCCUUCAACAGUUAUAUCUGAAGGAAAUGUUAAAUCUCUUAAAGAAAUCACACAAAUAGCUUAUCAAAUUGCAAAAAAUUGUACAAUUUACGAUGUUAGUGAAAUUGUGGUUCUAGAUAUUCCAGAAAUUCACCUAAAAAAUAAACCCAAUGAAGAUCUAAAACAAGAUACAAUUAAGAUCAAGUUUGAAGAUAAUGGAAAUAAUUAUAAUGAAAAAAGCUUCAAGAAAACAGGCAAAAAUUAUUCUGAAAAUAGUUUGUUAUUAGCUAGUUUGCUACAAUUUUUUAUAACUCCACCAUAUUUAGUUAAAUCGACAUUCAAAGCAGAUAUGAUCAAGAACUUUAAAUACGCGAAGACUUUUCCAAAACUAUCCACGUUGCCAUUUAUGAAUAAUAAGAUAGCAAAUGCUGAUGGUAAUGAAUAUCCAGACAAAAAAGUGGUCAAAAGGAAACAUAUACCUGGAGAAAAAGUUCGAAAAAAUAAAAAAAAAAAUAAGGAAGCUAUAUUAACAAAAUAUGUUAAUAUUGGAAAAUCAAAAGCUUUAACAUUAAUUGAUCAAGAAGUUCCAAUUAAUGUUCGAGUAACGGUUAAUUUAAAGACAUCAAAGGUAGUUUCACCGAUUGAAGCAUAUGGUAAUUCCAAAAUCGGAGCCAAUCUAUCAUUUGGAUAUCAUGUUAGAAUCUCUACUAAUUUCAUUUCGAUUUUUGUUGAAACACCAUUUGCUAAUGGAUAUUCAAGUUCGAUUUAUGUUCAAAGUGGUGAUUAUUAUUCGGAUGUCAGUUCUAAAACCGCAAAAUUUCCCAGGAUGUUGAAUAUAGAUGAGAAAUUGAUAUUAGAAAGAGAUAAAAAAGAAGAAUUCAAUUUGUUGUUGGUGUAUGGGAAAUUAACGGAUUAUGAUAAGGCGUUUCAACAAAGUAAAAGUGAAUUGGAGGCAGUAAAUAAUUUAACAGAGAUGUUCGAUGGGAAAUUGGGAAUAAAAAAGAGCAAUAUAAGAAUUGAAGAUGCGAUACUAAUAUCACUAGCGAGAAUUGAUUUUAUAGCUAAUAGGUAG
Molecule: messenger RNA, 1140 nt
Organism: Ascoidea rubescens DSM 1968
Lineage: Eukaryota; Fungi; Ascomycota; Saccharomycetes; Ascoideales; Ascoideaceae
Product: RNA methyltransferase
Exons: 3
Coding region: 1-1140 (379 amino acids)
Source: RefSeq, a predicted model, not a curated record